UGCGGCAGACGCAUCUCUCUCACGCCCCACUCGCCUCAUCGGACACUGCGUUGUAUUUUGUUUUGCUUCGUCGAUCUGGGUCCCCGUGUUGCGGUUGUUGGUGUGACUUUUUCCCCGUUUUUCUGUGUCUGGUUAGGAUCACAACGAUGGGUUUGGAUGAGGACUUCGAGCAGGCUGCCAAGGACGCCAAGGCGCUGACAGCGAUGCCCUCCAACGACGACCUGCUCAUUCUUUACGGCUUGUUCAAAGUGGCUACUGUAGGGAAGAACAACACCGUCCGCCCGGGCAUGCUGGACCUCAAGGGCAAGGCCAAGUGGGAUGCGUGGAAGAAGGUGGAGGACAAGUCGCCAGAAGACGCCAAGCGGGACUAUAUCCUCAAGGUGCAGCAGCUCCAGGAAGCUUGAAGCGCCUCUUGGGAAGUCCACACCCGCCUUGAGGGUUUGUGCGACGCAUGUCCAUGUGCUGUCCGUAAUGCGAUGAUCGCCGUCGUCGCAUGGAUUAUGAUCAUGUCGGCGACAGAAUGUGUGAGGUUUGGUGUAGGACUGUAGUUGCAGGAUUAUUGGCAUGGGCAGUUCAAUGGUGUAACCCAUUGUGUUGGAUCUUGGAGAAUUGUUCAUGCUCCCAGCCAUCUUGUGACUGGAGUUGGUGUUUUAAUUCUACACGACUUGUGAGGGAACCCCCCAUUCCAAGAGA
Physcomitrium patens is the source of this 693-nucleotide messenger RNA. Its product is annotated as acyl-CoA-binding protein. The record is from RefSeq and is a predicted model, not a curated record. Gene Ontology annotation, molecular function: fatty-acyl-CoA binding. Gene Ontology annotation, biological process: fatty acid metabolic process. Lineage: Eukaryota; Viridiplantae; Streptophyta; Bryopsida; Funariales; Funariaceae.